AUGGCUAUGGCCUACCCCGAUGUCAGUUCGAAAUCCAGUUACAACUACAAUGGCAACAGCGGCUAUUAUGGACAACAGCAGAGUCUCAUCCCCUCCUCCAUCCUGAAACCCAGCCAGCAAUAUCUACCACAACAGCAGCAACAGCUUGGCUUCCAAACCCUGGGCUCCCAAAGCCAACGUUAUAUCGUACCCUCCAGCCAACAACAGUCGCAACAACAAUCCAUUGUUAUGCGUUUCCCCAUGCCUGCCGAUUUCCCUGCCAAUUUCAAUUUCCAACCUACCUUUGCCAGCAAGCCCACCCGCCGCUAUCGCCCCCGUCAACGUAUGGUCAAGAAACCAAUUGUAACCAAGAAUUUCUUCAUUCACUCUGCCCCCGAGGAAACUCAAGCCGAAAUCGAUGAAGAAUUGGCCCAAUUGCAACAACAACCCCGCAAACAUUACAACGUGUUGUUUGUAAAGACACCCAGUCAGACCAAUAAGGCUGCUGCCAUCAACUUGGCCAAGGCUCUUAAGGAAGAAAAGACUGUCGUAUAUGUUUUGGCUAAGAAGACCUCCGCCGCCGAUUUGCAAGAUGCCAUCCAAGAGGCACCUCAACACAUCAACAAACCUGAAGUGUUCUUCAUCAAGUACCGCACUCCCGAAGAAGCUGCCAAUGCCCAACGUCAAAUCCAAUCUCAAUACGACAGCUUGGGAGGUUCCACCACCAUCACUGAUGAAGGUGUUGCUCCCAGUACUUCUGUUAUUGGUUCUUUGGAUGCAUCCGCCGAGGAAGAAGAUGAAGAAGAGACCAAGCAACAACAAUUGCAACAGGAACAACAAGCCAGCGGUGAUUAUGGCGUGCAACAGCCCCAACAGGUUCAAUACGAUGAACAACAAUUGGUGAAUGCCAUCCAAACUGCUGCCGCCACAAAUGGCGGCUAUUUGCCACCCUCCAAUCAGUUCUAAGAAGAUCUUCGUUGUUAGAUACCCCCCUCUUAAUGUUAUUUAGUUAGUUAUGAAAG
Molecule: messenger RNA, 1001 nt
Organism: Musca vetustissima
Lineage: Eukaryota; Metazoa; Arthropoda; Insecta; Diptera; Muscidae
Product: putative mediator of RNA polymerase II transcription subunit 12
Exons: 1
Coding region: 1-945 (314 amino acids)
Source: RefSeq, a predicted model, not a curated record